This is a messenger RNA of Staurois parvus, 337 nucleotides long. Lineage: Eukaryota; Metazoa; Chordata; Amphibia; Anura; Ranidae. The record is from the annotation of a GenBank genome assembly.
CAGCAGAUCACCGAUCAACGGAAAGAGCUGAAGAUGUCGGCUCGGUCAUGUGAUCAGCUGUGUCCAAUCACAGCUGAUCACAGAUCAUCAGAGCACUGAUGAUCAGUGUGCCCUGAUGAUCUGUGUAGCCCCAGCAGCGCCACCUGUCAGUGUCCAUCAGUUCCAGCUCUCAGUGCUCAUCCAUGCCACCUGCCAGUGCCCAUCAGUGCCACAUUUCAGUGCCCAUCAGUGCCACAUCAAUGCCACAUAUCAUUGCCCAUCUGAGCUGCCUUUCAGUGUCACCCAUCAGUGCCAGUCAGUGCCACUUAUCAAUGCCAGUCAGCGCCACCUAUCAGUG